This is a messenger RNA of Vicia faba (fava bean), 942 nucleotides long. The record is from the annotation of a GenBank genome assembly. NCBI's taxonomy places the organism in Eukaryota, Viridiplantae, Streptophyta, Magnoliopsida, Fabales, Fabaceae.
AUGUCAGGUAUGGAGAGACUUCAAAGAAUGUUCGCGGGUGCAGGUGGAGCACUAGGCGGCCAUCCACCACCGGAUUCCCCCACCCUAGAUUCAUCGGAACAAGUUUACAUCUCCUCUCUCGCUCUUCUCAAAAUGCUCAAACACGGAAGGGCUGGUGUUCCUAUGGAAGUUAUGGGUUUGAUGUUGGGGGAGUUUGUUGAUGAGUAUACUGUGCGCGUUGUUGAUGUGUUUGCUAUGCCGCAGAGUGGGACUGGUGUUAGUGUUGAAGCUGUUGAUCAUGUUUUUCAAACUAAUAUGCUUGAUAUGUUGAAACAAACUGGAAGACCAGAGAUGGUUGUAGGUUGGUAUCAUUCACAUCCUGGAUUUGGCUGCUGGCUUUCUGGAGUGGACAUUAAUACACAACAGAGUUUUGAGGCUUUAAAUCAACGGGCAGUGGCAGUUGUGGUGGAUCCUAUUCAGAGUGUUAAAGGCAAAGUGGUGAUUGAUGCAUUCCGGCUGAUUAAUCCACAAACUAUGAUGCUGGGUCAAGAACCACGACAGACAACCUCUAACCUUGGCCAUCUGAACAAGCCAUCUAUCCAAGCUCUGAUCCAUGGCUUGAACCGACAUUAUUACUCAAUAGCAAUCAAUUACAGGAAAAAUGAGCUUGAAGAGAAGAUGUUGCUUAACCUUCAUAAGAAGAAAUGGACUGAUGGUUUGACACUCAGACGAUUCGAUUCACAUUCUAAAACUAAUGAACAGACUGUUCAGGAGAUGCUUAGUUUAGCAACCAAGUACAACAAGGCAGUGCAGGAGGAAGAUGAGCUUCCCCCAGAAAAGCUUGCAAUUGCCAAUGUGGGGAGGCAGGAUGCUAAGAAGCAUCUUGAAGAGCAUGUUUCUAAUUUAAUGUCGUCAAACAUUGUUCAGACUUUGGGAAUGAUGCUCGACACAGUUGUGUUCUAG